This is a messenger RNA of Onychomys torridus (southern grasshopper mouse), 2945 nucleotides long. RefSeq names its product proline rich and Gla domain 3 (gene Prrg3). Gene Ontology annotation, molecular function: calcium ion binding. The transcript has 4 exons. NCBI's taxonomy places the organism in Eukaryota, Metazoa, Chordata, Mammalia, Rodentia, Cricetidae. Gene Ontology annotation, cellular component: extracellular region. The coding region runs from base 248 to 943 and encodes 231 amino acids. The record is from RefSeq and is a predicted model, not a curated record.
CGGCAGGGGCGGUGCCGGUAGAGUUGGGCGCGGGAGCGCGGUGCUUGGUGCGCGCCACCGCCCCUCGGCCCAGCUUGCUGGCCUUCCCCACCUAAGCCCUUGGGCGGUUCAGCUGGCCCCACCCCUUCUUCCUCUCCUGGCCCGGAGGCCUGGUGCGCGGGGAAGCGCAACGUUCGUGGCCUGGCUAUUGGGGCAAGGCGGUUUUGGCGCUCCAAGGCAAGUGAGACACUGGAGCUGAGGGAGCAUCAUGGCUGUGUUUCUGGAAGCCAAGAAUGCCCAUGCAGUCCUGAAACGGUUCCCUCGUGCCAAUGAAUUCCUGGAGGAGCUACGUCAGGGCACCAUCGAGCGGGAGUGCAUGGAAGAGAUCUGCAGCUAUGAAGAGGUCAAGGAAGUAUUUGAGAACAAAGAAAAAACGAUGGAGUUUUGGAAGGGAUACCCAAAUGCAGUAUACUCAGUCCGAGAUCCCUCACAGAGCUCAGAUGCCAUGUAUGUGGUGGUGCCCCUUCUGGGGGUAGUCUUGCUGAUUGUCAUUGCCUUGUUCAUCAUCUGGAGGUGCCAGCUGCAGAAAGCAACUCGUCACCACCCCUCCUAUGCUCAGAACCGGUACCUAGCCAGUCGCACCGGGCACAACCUCCCCCGAGUCAUGGUAUACAGGGGCACUGUGCAUAGUCAGGGAGAGUCCUCUGUGCACCGAGAGGCAGGGAAUAACCCACAGAUAGUCCUGGGGCCCAGCCGGGGAGGCAGAACCACUGUCCGGCUGGAGAGCACCCUCUACCUCCCAGAGCUCUCUCUCUCCAGACUGUCCAGCGCUACCCCUCCCCCCUCCUAUGAAGAGGUGACUGCACCCCAGGAGGGCAGCAGUGAGGAGGCCAGUGUGUCUUACAAUGAUCCUCCCCCAAAGUAUGAAGAAAUUGUGGCAGCCAGCCCCAGUGCAGACAAGUAGCUGAGUACAGGCCCUGGCCUGUAUAAAAGCCUCUUCCAGAGGUAGCCUGCUUCCAUUUGGACUUCUGAAAGACUGUGCCACCACAGAACAGCCUUAGCCUCCUUGUUGCCAAAUAAUUCCCCAACAGUGGAUUUCUAGGAAGUCAGUUUGUAGAGACAGUUGGUGUGUCUGUGUGUGUCGGGGGGGGGGGGGGGGGUUGGGGCAUAGGACAAGUACAUGAUACCCCAGGGAAAAGCUACAGACCUGAAAGCCUGGGUCUUCCAGACCCCUACCCCACCCCCAACUAUGCCAAGUCCCCACCAUCCUGCCCUCUCUUUAGGGACUGGCUUCCCUUAUGCCAAAGGAACCAUCCCAUGGUGUUGUUUGUGGCCAGAAUGUCCACAGGCUCAUCCCUGAGGCUAUGGGGAUGUCUGGGGAUUCCUGUGUUUCUGGAGACCUAGGCCACAGAGAUGAGGUGGUCAAGCUAGCCCUGCAGUUUCCCCUUUUUCAACAGUUACCGUUCUCACACAUAUUAUGAGGACAGAAAUAAGGGUUGAACUAGGAACAAAACACAAGUAAUAAAUAAUGAACCAUAGAUGAAAACAAUAGCCUUUUGAAGCCCUCCAGAAAAAAUCAGUUAAAUAGACCUUGGCACAGCCUUCAUCCAACACCCAUCCCUAUGCUCCUGACCAGGAUGAAAUCUAUGUGUAGAUCAACCUGGUAGGAAGACAGGGCAUAAGAAGGAUGAGGAAAGGGGGCUGGGUGGCAGAGCUCCUUCUUCCAGACCAAUCAAGGGGCCCACUUGAACUCUGCCAUCUUGUUUUUGAUGUAUACCAGCUGUGCUCAAAACCAAUCCACACUGGCAUAAGCCCAUAUGUAACCUUAGAGUACUGUGUAUGUGGGAAACUGAUGUCCCCUUCCCCCCAUGGAGCCCAGGGCCUCUCCCUGGUUGUUGCAGACUGGCACAGAAAGCUCAAGAUUCCACUUUUGUGGGGUUGAUAAAUCCACAGGAUAGUUAAAACCAUGAGCUCCACCUCCUUGACACUGUGCUGUCUGGCUUUGAAGUUUUAGGAUACUUCCUUUUUUUGUAAAUAGGUGUAUUGAACUUGAACUUUAGAUUGUGAUUUCUCUUAAUGAUGGUGCCCAUACAGGGAGAAGUUCCUGAAGUGUCUCUUAAAAAUUUUCUUAGUGGGAAAGCCCGUGACCUGGGGUCUAAAGUCCACCUGGGAUUUGCUCUGCCAUGGCCAGGUGCUGAUCUGUUUUCAAUGAGGCUUUGGAAGAUGUUGGGCAGAGGUGACUUGCUCUUUAACUGUCAAUGAUGAAGUAAAAGACACUGUUGAUACCAUCUCUACCCGCUCCAGUCUAUUCUCCUGGUCUCUGUGCCAAAUCAUUUUUCCUCUGUGGUGCUUUAAAAAAUGUAGCACAUUUUUGUGGGGCCCAAAGAGAGUGCAUAGCGUGGGUCUGUUGGCAACUGCAAUGGUUUCCAACCCACAGUGUUGACAAGGUUCCUUCUGUCUAAGCAGCUCUCCAAGGCAGACACUGAGGCAUAUUUCUUGAAUGCAGCCCUACCUUGAGGCCCCAGAUGACUUCUAGAGGCUGUUCCAGUGAAGGGGACUUUCCCGGGGUUGGAGGGGGGGUGUUUGUAAUCAAGGUUAUGUUCUUACCCCAGUGAGGCUGCCAGCUUGUAUAACUCCACCCUGUGGUUCCCCUACCUCACAGGCCCAUUGGAGGCUGAUGAUGGAGCUAAUGCUGGUGAAGUGCUUGAAGCACCUUGGAACCAGUGAAUCACGUUUGCCCUUAGCAGGAUUCUUUUAGACUAGGUAUUAGCUGUAAGGGACUGGUUUUAGCUGAGGGUUUCGAAUGCCUCUGAUGUUUAGUGUCAAUCUGAGGAGUCAGUCUCUUUCCAUUUGAUCCUAUGUGGGCCUUCCUCUCUCCCUAGUUCCCUGACACCAGAAAUACUGACUAGAUGCCAUUCCUCCCUCUGUCCCUCCAUUUUGAACGUCUUCCUUCCCUCCCUUCCUGA